AUGGCGAGCCUUGCUUCGGAAAUUGACCAGAAGAUUCAAGAGACGAAGACCAAGAUCCAGUUGGAGCGCAAGCUGCUCGAUGGAACGCGGGCUAUGAAGAAUGCCACGACCAAUCAGGAUGUUUUACGACGAUUAGAUGCCAAAAUUCGCGAUAGCGAGGCCAGUCUUAUUUAUUUCGAAGAAACACUUCAAAGCCUACACGCCAAGAAACGCGGCCCCGAUUCCGCAGACGCGCGAGGACCUGGUGCUGGCGGAUCACCUUCAACCCCCCGUGGAUGGGGUGGUGAACAGAAUAGAUCCCUGCCACUGCCUCCUGACGAUGGCGCGCCCAUCGAGGCCGCACCCAAGAGGAAUUACACCAAUCUUGAUUUACUCAAGGCCGACACGCCUCACACCAAUGCUAGGAUUACGAAAAUGAUCCAUCUUCUUGAAACCAAGCUUCGGACCGAACAGCAGUACAAACGCGGAACGGAGAAGAUGAUUCAGCUCUACACUGCAGAGGGCGAUAAGAAGAGCCGCGUUGAGGCCGAGGGCAAGCGAUUUGAAAGCGAGAACAAGAUCCAGCUCCUUCAGCAAGCUCUAAAACGUUAUAAAUCUUUGUAUAUCAUGGACGAUGAAGAGGAUGGAGAAUUUGAAGAAACCCAUGUCGGGAAGCUCAUGAUAUCUCUAACUGGGGCAAAGCAUCUUGAGCAUCCUACUCUUCAAGCUGGCGCCCGUCGCGCUUCGAAAAACCCUGCCUAUGAAACCACAGUUGUCAUCAGGAUCGAAGGAACCCCACGUGCCCAAUCUCAUCCUUCCCGUACGGAUAGGUGGAACGAAGAUUUCACGAUCGACGUAGACAAGGCGAACGAGAUCGAAAUCGCCUUGUAUGAUAAAGCCGUUGGGAGUGCUGCAACACAGCCUUCUACCCCAAUUGGACUCUUAUGGAUGAGAAUUAGUGAUAUUGCCGAGGCCCAACGAAGACAAAAGGUUGACAUGGAGGUUGGGCAAGGGGGUUGGGUCACGGCCGGCGCCAUGGGCGGUGGUUCUGUGGGUCAAGGAAGGGCAGUGCAGGCGCUGGGGGCUCCGAUAGGAGGAGGAGCUCCUUCUCAAGAAGGUAUCUCUGGAGUUUUCACGGUUGAGCCAGAAGGCGCAAUCGCCAUGACAGUUAGUUUUGUCAAGGAGAACGUCAGGAAGAGGCCUUUCGAUGGUGCCCCCGGAGGUCUUGGCCGUCAGGGUGCCGUUCGUAUGCGCAAGGGCGAAGUGCAUGAGAUGAACGGGCAUCAGUUUGUCCAAAGACAAUUCUACCAGCUCAUGCAAUGCGCAUACUGCAGCGAGUUCUUCGUCAACGCAGGAUACCAAUGCGAAGAUUGUCGUUACUGUUGCCACAAGAAGUGUUAUCCAAAGGUCGUCACUAAGUGUAUUAGCAAGAGUAAUGUAGACGAUGAUCCCGACGAUGCCAAGAUUAACCACCGAAUACCUCAUCGGUUCGAAACUAUGACGAAUCUGAGCACAAACUGGUGCUGCCACUGUGGAUACAUGCUGCCGCUUGGUCGGAAGAACUUCAAGAAAUGUACAGAAUGCGAUCUUACAUGCCAUGCUGCAUGCGCUCACCUCGUCCCGUACUUCUGUGGUAUGACCAUGGCGAAUGCCAGCGCUCUCAUCAACAGUAUGCGAGAUAUCCGUUCCCACCAACAGCAUCGUCCGCGCCCUCCAACGCAUCAGACUCAACCCUCAUUCUCUCAUCAACCUUCCGGGUCUCAAUCUGGCAUCACAUACGAACCAGAAAAACAGCCCACAAGUCCUACAACCCAAAUCGAGCAAGGCAUGAGUGGGAUGAACCUUGGCCGACCGCAAGAUGAUUAUGGCCCAGGACCUGCUCAACCACCGAAGUCUUCGCCGUACCCACCUAGCAAUCAACCGCUUUAUGGUUCCGGCGUCGCUCAAGUACCUUUACCAGGACCUCCUGGCCCGGCAAAGAGGACGAGCGGACCUGGGUACGACCCCUACGGCACCCCACCAAAUGUGCAUGCGCAACCCGCCCAGCGCCCAAACAACCUUCCUCCUCCUGCUCAGGCUCAACAACAGCGUCCUGAUCCUUACGCCACCCAACAAUAUCAGCAGCCACCCCCUCAGCACAACGCCCCUCCCCAACAACAAGUUGCGCCCCCCAAGAAACGUUCAAUCGGUUUGAACGAUUUCAACUUCCUGGCUGUCUUGGGUAAAGGCAACUUUGGAAAAGUCAUGCUUGCUGAGGAGAAGAAGACCAAUUCGCUCUAUGCCAUCAAGGUGCUGAAAAAGGAGUUUGUUAUUGACCAUGACGAAGUAGAGAGUACUCGUUCCGAGAAGCGGGUCUUCCUUGCGGCCGCUCGUGAACGCCAUCCCUUCCUUCUUGGAUUGCACUCGUGCUUCCAAACAGAAACUCGUAUUUACUUCGUCAUGGAGUAUGUCUCAGGAGGAGACUUGAUGUUGCAUAUUCAACGCAAACAGUUCUCUCUGCGCCAGGCCAAGUUCUACGCCUGCGAGGUUUUGCUAGCGCUAGAAUAUUUCCAUUCGCAAGGAAUCAUCUACCGAGAUUUGAAGUUGGACAACAUUCUGUUGACCCUCGACGGACAUGUCAAGGUUGCUGACUAUGGUCUUUGCAAAGAGAAUAUGGAAUAUGGACAGACGACAAGCACGUUCUGUGGCACACCAGAAUUCAUGGCCCCCGAGAUCUUACUCGAACAACGCUAUGGCCGUGCGGUCGACUGGUGGGCAUUCGGAGUAUUGACUUACGAAAUGUUGCUCGGUCAAUCGCCUUUCCGUGGUGAUGAUGAGGAUGAAAUUUUCGACGCUAUUCUAGAGGAUGAGCCUCUCUACCCUAUUACCAUGCCACGCGAUGCGGUUUCUAUCUUGCAAAGGUUAUUAACGCGUGAUCCAAGCAAGCGACUUGGUUCCGGUCCCACCGAUGCUGAGGAGAUCAAGGCUCACCCGUUCUUCAAUACAGUGAACUUUGAUGACGUCCUAAAUAAGCGAAUUCCGCCCCCAUAUUACCCCACUAUUUCAUCUGCUCACGAUACGAGCAACUUCGACACGGAAUUCACAAGGGAGCAGCCGACUCUUACCCCAGUGCACGGGCAACUGUCGGCCGCAGAUCAGGCUCAAUUCCAAGGAUUCUCAUGGCAAGUCGAAUACUACAUCCGUGUUGGCCAUAAACUAACCACAUUGCACAAAUAG
Messenger RNA from Rhizoctonia solani, 3195 nucleotides. RefSeq names its product protein kinase C. Lineage: Eukaryota; Fungi; Basidiomycota; Agaricomycetes; Cantharellales; Ceratobasidiaceae. Gene Ontology annotation, biological process: fungal-type cell wall biogenesis; signal transduction; protein phosphorylation. The coding region runs from base 1 to 3195 and encodes 1064 amino acids. The record is from RefSeq and is a predicted model, not a curated record. The transcript is spliced from 16 exons. Gene Ontology annotation, molecular function: diacylglycerol-dependent serine/threonine kinase activity; ATP binding.